UGAAUUGGCAGCCUAAGUGACAGAAACGUGGGGAAAGCCAAAGAAUCUUCCAAGAAAGUAGAUUUUGAACUCAAGGUUACUCUUCUAUUGAUACAAUUGAAAUUAAAAAGAAAACGCGCAAAUAAAGCUAAAUUCAAUAUUUAACUAAUGCCGCCUUGAGCGUAUGCCUAAUACAGACAUCAGUUUCUAAAGAAAAACAAAAUACAAAUAAACAAAAUUAAUAUUUUAUAAGAACCGUUGAUAAGCGCAGAAUUCAAUUCCGGUCGGAACGUCGACAAUUCAAGAUGAGAAAGCAAAGAGAAAGUAAACUGCGAGUGCGGUUGUCGCUGCUUCUGAUGGUAUUUGGGACGAUUCUGGGUAAGGUGGCUGGCUACGGAAGCCCCCAAAACCCUGGCUAUGGUAAUGGACAUGGUCAAAGGCUCAGUGUUGAGCCAGUAACCGAAUGGCGACAAUUGGAGUAUGGUUUUGCAUCUGACCAGGAUCGACACAAGGCGCAAGCAGAUGGUAAUCUGAGGGAAGGAUAUGGUACACCCAUUGAUGUGCAGCCACAAUACUUGGCCAAUGGACAGGCGCGUGUGUUUACCACUAUUCCACGUUUCGUCAGUGGCAUACCCUACACACUGGCAAUGGUAUCGGAGCAGUUGGGCAGCAAUGGACCCUUGCUACAGCCCUAUCCCAACUUCGCGUGGCACAACAACAAUGGCGACAAUUGUGAUCGGAUCACCUCCGCCUUUCGUGUGGCUAUUACGGAGUGCAAUCAGAUGUGGGUCAUUGAUUCAGGCAAUGUAGGUGGCGUGCAGCAUUGUCCGCCACAGCUGCUGCAAUUCGAUCUGAAUAAUGAUCGUUUACUGCAUCGCUUCCGCUUCCCCAAUGAUACUUAUGUAUCAGGUGCCUCACUUUUCAUUGCGCCCAAUGUGCUGGUGCUGGAUCCACCUCCACGGGGCAACUGUGCACGCACCAUGAUUUAUGUACCGGAUGUCACCUAUCACGGUCUCGUAGUUUACGAUCAUCAGGCGAAAGCUGCUUGGCGUAUCGAGAAUCGUUUCAUGUACCCAGAUCCCGAUUAUGGACAACAUACGAUUGCCGGCGAGAGUUUCAUUCUGAUGGACGGCAUCUUUACUGUGAAUAAUAACAAACGUAAUCUCUACUUCCAUCCAUUGGCCAGUGUCAGUGAGUAUUCGGUGCCACUGAACGUGAUAAACAGGCGGGAGAACUGGGCGGAUGAUGCGGAUGCCAUGCCGGAACAGUUCAAGCUGCUGGGCAGGCGCAAGAGUGAAUGUGGUGCCUCUGCUAUGGACAGCCGCAACAAUCUCUACUGUGUCACUUUCAAUCCCAUAAAGUUGUUCGCAUGGAAUACGAAUACACCCUACACGUCACGUAACUUUGGCAACCUGCCCGCCAAGUCCACUGACCUACAGUUUGUCAGUGGCAUGAAAGUUGUGCGAAAUAGCCGCGGGCAGGAGGAACUCUGGAUGCUGUCUAAUCGUUUUCAGAAAAUUGCUAGCGGCACUUUAAAUUCCAAGGAGGUGAAUUUCCGCAUUUUACGUCGCCCACUCAGCGAUAUUCACAGUGGGGUAUAUUUUGCAAGCGAUGAUGAUUUAUCUAAUCGUUUGGUCUUUACUUAAUCCUAUACAUAAAAGAUUUUAUUAUUAAAUAAGAGUAUCAAUUGGUUACCCAAAUAAAAAUAACAUUUAUAUAACACUUUUCAGCUAAA
Messenger RNA from Drosophila grimshawi, 1714 nucleotides. RefSeq names its product major royal jelly protein 1. The record is from RefSeq and is a predicted model, not a curated record. The transcript is spliced from 3 exons. NCBI's taxonomy places the organism in Eukaryota, Metazoa, Arthropoda, Insecta, Diptera, Drosophilidae. Gene Ontology annotation, cellular component: extracellular region. The coding region runs from base 285 to 1625 and encodes 446 amino acids.